This is a messenger RNA of Mesocestoides corti, 525 nucleotides long. NCBI's taxonomy places the organism in Eukaryota, Metazoa, Platyhelminthes, Cestoda, Cyclophyllidea, Mesocestoididae. The record is from the annotation of a GenBank genome assembly.
AUGAGGAACCGAAUUCCGGCACUACUCGAAGGGACCGGCAGCGUCCGCCUUGAGAGGUCUUCGCAUACCUUGACUCCACCGCAUAUGAUGCAGCUGGCAACGUCGACAAUCAAACAAGAAUUUUCCAUUAAUGACAGUUUUGGAGGUCCUUUACUAUGGGAUCGACAACACUCAGCUGAGGAAUUUCAUACAGCCGUCGCUGUUAUGGCUUCUCCACCUACUGACAACAGUGACCUCAGCGACAACUGCGAAGGAAAGGUCUUAUUUGGUUCUCCGCCUGUAACACCAGGUCCGAUUUCGAAUUUCGGCAGUGGAAGUGGGGCAUCGCAUUCGGAGUAUCUGCAGCAAUUUGACGAUACAAACAAUGUAAAUCCCGAGCAAAGAUAUUGCGAAAAGCGUUUCAGUGAGUACACAUUGCCCUUUAUUCAACCAUUUUCUGCUCCCUCUUCACUAAACAAUUGGUCUGAUCACCACGUAGUCUUAAAACACCAAAUGUUGUGGCGCAAUCGUGGUCUUGGAGUGUAA